Molecule: messenger RNA, 288 nt
Organism: Nezara viridula (southern green stink bug)
Lineage: Eukaryota; Metazoa; Arthropoda; Insecta; Hemiptera; Pentatomidae
Source: the annotation of a GenBank genome assembly
AUGGGCGCAAUAAUCAAAGUCGAAGAUUACUCCAAGGUUGCCAACCCAGAUCUGCAAGCAAACAGACUAGUACUGAAGUUCAAGGUGGGUUUCGAACUUUCAGCGACGCUCGUGGGAGACCGCGAACGUUUGGGUGGAGUGUGGGAAAGAGUGGCGGUUAAGAAACGGCAACUAUAUUACAGGAGCCGGGACAAUGAGGACGGGACCACGGGACCAGGUUUCAAAACCUACGGUCCCUCAAGAUGCCCGAUGCUAAUGAUCUCUUCGGGGUUACCGGGCACGAGCUAG